This is a messenger RNA of Caenorhabditis angaria, 1421 nucleotides long. Lineage: Eukaryota; Metazoa; Nematoda; Chromadorea; Rhabditida; Rhabditidae. The record is from the annotation of a GenBank genome assembly.
AUGGUGCACAACAUAUUGGGUGGAAGAAGGGGGGAGGGAAAAGAGGCAAGUGACUAACAAGGACAAUCGAUUACGUAUACAAUUUGAUCUGAUUGAAGGAGGUCAAAUGCAUAUUAUUAUUAGCGAGGAAGAGGUGAAUGGAGAUGGCAGCAAAAAUUAGCUUUCACUAGGAAAAUAAUUUUUGAAACUGAAAAUUUUCGCGCUCACAAGAAUCCACGUGGCAAAUAUUUGGCGGGAAAAUUGCAAAUUCAAAUUUUUCAAGAAGAUUCGGCGCCAAAAAUUUCAAAUUUGAAUUUGAAUUUAAGUUUCGAGUCAAAAAUCCACGUUGCAAACUUCUGGCGGUAAAAUUGCAAAUUCAAAAUUUUCGGGUAGGGAAGAAUGACAACAGGAUUUUGAUCUCUAGGGGCUUCUACUUGAGAACUAGGCUCUCUAGGCUUGACUACCUGGCAUGCCGGCAUAGAAGCUCUCAAGGCGCAGCUCCUUGCCAGAAUGGAUCUUUAGACGCGGGGCCUAGACAAUUAGGCUUAGCUACUUGACAAAUAGGCCCGGCACAGGCUCUAUUAGCCGUCCACGAGUCAAAAAUAGAAAAUUAUCCCAAGGAAUUGGCUUUCUGUCACCGAAUUUUCAAGAAGAUAUAUUUCUCAAACCAGAAAAGUUCCCAUAACUCACUAAAUUCCUUAAAAAAGAAUUUUUCCAACCGUUCAUUGCGAAACAAAAAUUUAGAAAUAAUCCGAAUCACAUCAUCACGUUUCACGUGUGCCGAAAAAACUAGGUCAUCGAAAAAAAUUGGCCUAUAAAAGCUUAGCAUUUCAGACGUCUCCUUAUUUUUACCAAAGAAUUUUUUGCAAAAUUCAAAACGAUCAGAUAUUUAAAUCUGAGAAAAACAAUCAAGGUAAGAGGUAAAACAAAACAGAGAACCUAUCAGUCUAUUUUGCAGCUCUGUAAUGGGUAUCGAAGAAUUGGCAAAAAAGAAUUCGUCACUUCCAUCACCUGCGAUUCGAAAGAAAGGAUACGACGAUGUUAAAUUAAGUGAUUGUGAUGAUGAUGAAGAGCAAAAGGGAAAAUCGACAAAAUCGAAGAAGGCAAAAAAGGAAGUUCCAAGUUCGGCAGAUUCAAAUGUGAAAUCAGAUGAGACCAAAGAUCCUGGAUUCAAAAAAGAAGAGGCAACUCAAAAAGGAAGUAAGGAGAAAAUAAAAAAUGAUACGACGCCAAUAAGUUCAACACCGAAGAAAGAGUCAACUGAGGCGGUGAAAGAGGAAAAUCAGACACGCGAAGAAUCUGUGAUGCCAGCAGCUGGGAAAGUAAAAGAGGAAUGUGGUGGGAAUGAACAAGUUACAACAACAACAACAACUGCAAACGUGGCCACUGGAUCGGGUGAAAAAGUGAAGAAAAAGAAAAAAGGUUGUUGCUCGAUACAGUAA